AUGACUGAAACAAUAUAUAAAUACAAGAGUGAUCAACAUACAAUUGAAUCAAUGUUUAAUAAUGGUCAAGAUAAACAAUAUUUAUUUUAUGAACGGAAAAAUAUAAUAGAUGAUAAUGAUGAUUCAGGUACUGAAGGAAUUGAACAACAACUUGAACAUAUUUCUAUAAUAAAAGUCAAUGAUAAUGAAGAUCAAUUAUCAAUAAAAUCUUUUGGUCCUAAUCUUGAUGAAGGUUUUUCCGAAAUUGAAAUUCAAGAUGAAUCAAAACUUGAACUUAUUAAAAAACAUCUUGAACUUGCAAACAAUAUCCCGAAUGAUACGAAAAAGGAUUUUUGUUUAGAUACACAAGUAGUAUUUCAUGGUGAAUUUGCUCGACUUAUUUCAAUGCCAUUAUCAUUAUAUUACAAUGUUCAUUAUAAACUUUUUUCUGAAGAAGAAUUCGUCAAUGUACCACAUAUGAAUUUAAAUUUUCUAUGUCUUACACUUGAUAAUGUUAAAGUACGAUUUAAUUGUUCAGAUAGAUUUUGUCAACGUAUAUGGACAUCAAUGCGAGGUCGAAUUUCAUUUUUAAUUAGUUUACCAUCUAUUGGAUUUAUUGUACUUAAAAUUUAUGGACAAGAUUGUCUACAAUGUGGUGCAUAUGCUCAUGCUCUUUGGUAUACUGAUGAAGUUUGUCGAGUAAUGAAAAAUUUAGCUAUGAUAAUUUUUCAAAGUUAUUUUCCUGAUAUGAUGAACAGUGUCAAUUUCGACAAUAAAGAAUUAGUACAAAACGAUACAACACGAUCUCGUCAAUUUCCUCAUGAUUCUACUCAAAGAAAAGGAAAAAUGUCGGCACCACAUCUUAAAGAACAUUGUGAAGCAUGUCAACAUGGAUUAUGCUUCACUCGAAAACAAAAUCGAUGA
This is a messenger RNA of Rotaria sordida, 903 nucleotides long. NCBI's taxonomy places the organism in Eukaryota, Metazoa, Rotifera, Eurotatoria, Philodinida, Philodinidae. The record is from the annotation of a GenBank genome assembly.